Molecule: messenger RNA, 996 nt
Organism: Teleopsis dalmanni
Lineage: Eukaryota; Metazoa; Arthropoda; Insecta; Diptera; Diopsidae
Exons: 3
Coding region: 1-996 (331 amino acids)
Source: RefSeq, a predicted model, not a curated record
AUGAGAUUCCAAAUAGCGCUUCUCUGCACUUUUCUCGCUUGUCUCGCUACAAGCAACUUAAUUGAGGCGAAAAAUGUUUAUAGACGCGCAGAUAAAAUAUCAGAACAUUUUAAACAAAUCAACUUGGCAGAGGAUGAAAUCGAUCCAAAUGUAGCGCCAGAACCCCCAAAAAUUGAGCAUGUAGAAACUGAAGACGUAGAAGAUAUUACAGGAACUGCACAACCAGAAGAUGAAAUAAUUGAUGAAGCUGCAUUGGAAGCACUAAACAACGCAGAUACGUCGGCUAAUGAAAUUAUUAGUUCAAAUGGUAAUGAAGUAGAACCAGUAGCAGCUCCAGCUGCAGCAGUAGUGCCAACUGCAGCACCUGUUUCAAGUACUAGCCCUGCUAUUUCUAGUACCACUCCGGUAAAAAAUGAGGAUGAUCCCAGUGCUAUUAGCAAAUAUUGCAAAUGUUCAGAUACGCACUGUGACUGUUGUCGUACUUUCGGUUUGCCAUUGAUUCCAAUUCGUGGUCCUGGUUGUGCAAAAAUUACAUAUUUAGGUGAUGAAAAAAUGUCAGUCUCCAUAAAAUAUGGCGAUGUUACCUUGGCUACAAGAACGAUUUCUGGUAAGAAAGCUAAGCCUAUUUGUGUGGGAUUACCUGGUGGCUAUUCAAAGUUCUGUGGACGUGUAUAUGGUCUUUCGAAAUCUAAAGAAAAUUUCAAAGCUUGCUUAGGAUUUGAAUUGCGUGCAGAAGAUGAAAUUGAGGCUGCAUUGCGUGUAUCGUGUUUCAAAUUUGGACCGGAAGGUUUAAGAGUAGCUGAUGCUGAGCCAUUGCCAAGUGAAGUAAACAAAGGCGAAGACGAUGAUGAUGAUGACAUUUUCGGCUUUGGAGAAAAAAUCAACAAGUGUUGCAAACAUACAUCAUUAAUCUUCAAUUUUGAUUGUUUACAAUUGCAGCAACAAUCCAAGAGCGGUGUGCAAGCAACUUCUGCAACAAUGCCAACAUUUGUUUAA